Conger conger (European conger) is the source of this 1385-nucleotide messenger RNA. RefSeq names its product polymerase (RNA) III (DNA directed) polypeptide K (gene polr3k). Gene Ontology annotation, cellular component: RNA polymerase III complex. NCBI's taxonomy places the organism in Eukaryota, Metazoa, Chordata, Actinopteri, Anguilliformes, Congridae. The record is from RefSeq and is a predicted model, not a curated record. The transcript is spliced from 3 exons. Bases 293 to 619 code for a protein of 108 amino acids. Gene Ontology annotation, molecular function: nucleic acid binding; zinc ion binding; DNA-directed RNA polymerase activity. Gene Ontology annotation, biological process: DNA-templated transcription; termination of RNA polymerase III transcription.
AGCUAUUCUCUUUUUCACGUAUUUAAUCAAUGGAAAUAUUACAAAAUAAACACUUAACACUUAAUUUAAAGUCACAGUUAACUCGACAAAAUUGAUGUUUGUAUUCGAAGAGGUGAGGUGGCAUUUACAUCUUUGUUGCACAUCGGAUGUAAAAGACUGUAACACGCACUGAAUCUUGAGAUGAUGAAACGCCACAAGUUUUGAAAUAAGGUCCGUUUCUAUACAUAACUGAAGUGUCGCAAGUUAAAUAUUUAUCAGAUAUUUUCAUAUACGUUGCGUUCAAGGUGGGAAGAUGCUGCUCUUCUGUCCGACAUGCGGGAAUGUGUUGAUUGUGGAGGAGGGACAAAAAUGUUAUAGAUUCGCAUGUAACACAUGUCCAUAUGUGCAUAACAUCACGAGAAAGGUGAACAAUAGGAAGUACCCCAAACUGAAAGAGGUGGACGAUGUGCUGGGUGGUGCAGCUGCCUGGGAAAAUGUGGAUUCCACGCCAGAAACGUGUCCGAAGUGCGAGCACCCGCGUGCGUAUUUUAUGCAGAUUCAGACGCGCUCGGCGGACGAGCCCAUGACCACGUUCUACAAGUGCUGCAACAUACAGUGCGGCCAUCGCUGGAGAGAUUGAGCUGGUGGUGGUGGCAUGACAUCACCAACCUGGUCAGUCUGGAGCGCACACUGGCUGAUGGACGUGCAAAGAGGUUUACAGAACCAUACAGAAGUUUGGUUUUUCCUCUUCUGUUACUUUUUCCGUGGAAUUAAUUUAAUGGGCACAUAUUGGGUUCUCUGGACAAGGAAUGAUUGACAGUACACCCGAUCAGAAACUUUGAGGUUGUUGAAGGGCUAUUUAGUAAGGAGUAUAGUAUAGAUUUGUGCUUAUACAAGUGCAAUCUAAUAAAGGUAUGGAUCAACUGCUGAUUUGUUUUGCAGAGGUAUACGACUUUUUGUGUUUGAUGCAUCGUUAAGGAUAUCAGUUAAAGGAUAACUUCCUUCUUGGUUAAGGGGACAUCCUAUCCUCUCGCAUUAGAAAUUCAGACCACAGAAUUACAAGUCGAGCAUGUAAUUUCAGAAAGAAGAUAACCCAGGGAAAGGGUUUGGUUUGACUAGGGGUGCACAGCUCUUGUCCUGGAGGCCCAGAGGGCCUUUGUUCCAGUUACCUAACUUUUAGUUUUCUGACGGCUCUAUACUGGAAGCUAUGCUGUUUUUUUUAAAAUCUGCUACUCAAGAGCUGUAACCUGUAGAGGCCAUGAUGUGGAAGGAUUGUCAAUUACAGAAGGGAGACUAUAAAUUUCACCCUGAUGAAGUUGUCUCUAAAUUUAAGAAGAGUAGGAAGACCUUUGCGUUUAACAUACGGCUGUACUGUAUGACAUGGUUUAUUAAAGACAUAAAACAGC